Molecule: messenger RNA, 3872 nt
Organism: Spodoptera frugiperda (fall armyworm)
Lineage: Eukaryota; Metazoa; Arthropoda; Insecta; Lepidoptera; Noctuidae
Gene: Traf4
Product: TNF receptor-associated factor 4
Exons: 7
Coding region: 103-1506 (467 amino acids)
Biological process (GO): protein K63-linked ubiquitination; tumor necrosis factor-mediated signaling pathway; regulation of apoptotic process
Cellular component (GO): plasma membrane signaling receptor complex
Molecular function (GO): protein binding; zinc ion binding
Source: RefSeq, a predicted model, not a curated record
CCUCCUCGAUUCUUCAUUCGUCCGCGGACCGUGUCAGCGAGCGCACGUGUCGCUCGUCAUAAAGAGUUCAGUGAACGAGUGUUGUGCUUAUGAACAAUCAAGAUGGUGCGUAGCUUAUCGCAGUGGACGAAGACCCUCAGCUUUCCAGCGAGGUUGUCUCCAAACCGCACGUCUAAGGAAAGCGUCGGGAAUGGCCAGUCCUCCCCAGGAGUGUCGCCAACUCCCAGCGCCUCAUCGCUCCCCCAGAGUUCGGAUAAAACUAUCACACCGAUACCUAUCACCGAGAUCAGCCAAAUCAUAUAUCCAGAUCCAGAGUCUGAAAAGGCUAUUAUGGGAUCGGUGGUGUACUGUAUUCACCACAAGGAAGGAUGCCAAUGGUCGGACGAGCUACGCAAAUUGAAGGCGCAUUUGAACACGUGCAAGCACGAUGCGGUGCUCUGCGCGGCACAGUGCGGUGCGAUGAUCCCGCGCGUGUUGAUGCAAGAUCACUUGCGCUACACCUGCCCCCGCCGCCGCGCCAACUGCGAGCAUUGUCACAAGGAAUUCUCAGGGAGCGCCUUAGAGGAGCACCAAGGAAACUGUGGUCAUGAGCCAGUUUACUGUGAAAACAAGUGCGGAGCCAAGGUCCAGCGCAGACACACACAGCAGCACAUCCAACAGCACUGCAGUAAACGACUAGUGCCUUGUAAACACUGCGGGCAGAGUUAUACACAGGACACAGUAUCAGCACACGGAGCGUCAUGCGCCCGCGCGCCUGUAGCUUGUCCACAACGCUGUGGGGCCAGUGGUGUGCCCCGUGCGGACUUGGCUGCUCAUUUGAGGGACCACGCCGCGGCUGCUGCAGCCGCUGCCUUACCCUGCUCGUUUAGGGAUGCUGGGUGUAGAUUUAAGGGAACAAGACAGGCUCUAGAAAAACAUACAGAAGAAAGUUGCCAGCAGCACCUAGCCCUCGUGUCAGCUCUCGCCAGCCGCCAAGCGCGACAACUAGACUCCUUGCGAGCAGCAGUAGCAAGAUUGUCAGUCAACUGUUCUGGUGCACUUGUAUGGCGCAUCAGCGACUGGGCUGCCAAAAUGGCCGAGGCAAAGUGCAAAGAUGGUGUCGAACUUGUGUCCCCUGCCUUUUACACCAGCCAAUACGGAUAUAAGUUGCAGGCAUCACUAUUCCUCAAUGGCAACGGAGCUGGUGAAGCGACCCACAUGUCAGUCUACAUCAAGAUCCUCCCAGGAGAAUACGACGCGCUUCUCCGCUGGCCUUUCGCUCACACGGUCUCCUUCACACUCUUCGACCAGAGUUCCAGCCCAGACAGAGCCUGCAACAUCGUGGAGAGCUUCGUUCCUGAUCCCACGUGGAAGAACUUCCAAAGACCCUCAAAGGAACCUGACGCGCUAGGCUUCGGGUUCCCAAGGUUCGUCUCCCACGAAAUGCUCAAAAAGAGGAACUUCAUCAAGGACGAUGUGAUGUUUUUAAGGGUGAAGGUAGACCCCAGUAAAAUUGUAGCUGUUUAGUAUCAUAGUUUAUGUAGUUUUUUAAUAGACAGACGCGUAGAUAUGACAUAUUAUGACACAGUUUGAAUUAGUUUGCAGGUUUAAACAUUUUUAAUCAGUUUGGCUCAAUUAUUAAGAGUUACAAUUUUGGUUCAAAAACUUUCGGGUAAUUUUCACUUAAGGUUUUAUUGUCUAGUUUUACCUUAAAUAAAUAUUUUUGUAAUGUUCAAAUUUUGAGUAGAUUAAUAAUUACAGUGAAAACAUGAUUUAGUGGUUAUAGGGAUAAGAUGAAGCUUAGGGUUAAAUUUAACUUAGUUCUAACUUCAGUCUGAAUCCAAGUUAACAUAAGUUUUUAACACAUAAUGUGUAUUAUAUAGUCAUUAUCUAGUAUUAAAUAACUUGAAGUCAUAGAUAUAAUUGUAAAUACUAUUUUUAUACCUAGUUUAACAACUUGUACAUACUUUGUAAAUAUUUAGUUAUAGGAUGCGCAUACGCAAUUGUUAUCCUUUCACUAAAGAUCUCUUGAGUUUCAAUGCCGGCAGAAGAACGUAACGAGCUGAGUUAGUUUCAAAGUAUUUAGAACUUUAAUUUCUUAGCUAUAGUGUACAUAUUUCCUUUACUGUAAUGUUUCUUGUUUUUCUGUGCCAUAUUGAGCUAUGUUUAUCUAAUAAUACAAUUUGCAGAUGUUUUUUUAGGAUGUCCUAGAAUUUAGUUUGGUCUGAUAAUAAUAGGGCCUGGUAUGAUAUCUCUAAUUCUCUAUAUAUUACGUAAUAUAUAGGCUACAAAAGGGCCAAUACUGAUUGCUCUUAUAUAAGUAUGAAGAGUAUUCAUUAGCACCUCAAAUGCACUCUAGCGGUCCCUACUAACAAUGGACUAAUAAACCCAAAUAGGGCUAUUAACUGCUACCUGCUUGAGCAUCUGCUAACAAGUCCACAAAUAUACAGUUUUUGGUUCAAUUUGGGUUCGAACUAAUGAAACUAACGAACAAUAUUUUAGUUCGAAAUAGUUUUGCUAAAGUCAAAAUCAAAGCAUAUAUUGAAACGUCAAAUUGAAUUGUCAUUCAGUGAAGCUAGGUGCUUACUAUUCUGUAUAAACAUUCUAUAUUACAGAUUCAAAUAGGUUCUAAGUUCUGGCCAUCCUAAUGAAAUGGAAACCUUGUAAAAUACACACAUUUUUAUAGUCGACUGCAAAAAUAGUGUGUAGUUCUUUCCAAAACCAUCCAAAACGCAUUUUUGUUUGCCUUAAGCGAAUUUAAUCGAAGGCUCUUUGAAAAAUGCUUUGGACUACUUUUCUAUCUAUCUAUCCUACUGUCUUCUGUCUCAAAUCUUAGUUUUUCAUCUCAAAUCUUUGAAACAAGACCAGCUCCGUUAUAUCGGCAGAUCUUUGUAUAUAUUUUCUGUUUUUACGAAAAAUAAUUUAUGAUUUUUUGUUGAAUACAAUUCUGUACAUACUGCCUAGCUUUGUACAUAGAAAUGGAUGUUUUAUUAAAAAUUAUUUGAUAUUUAAUCUAAAAAUUCUUAUGUUUUCGUUAAGCUGGAGUUACACCAAAGUGUUAUUGAUUACUUUGCGUUUAAAAUAAUAUGGUUUUAUGUACAUUUCCAUUUUGCAAAGUAUAUCGACUUAAAACACGGCUAUAGCUGUUUGUAAGUUAUAUAUUAUUAUUAUAUUUAUCUCUAUAGAUAUACAUUAAGUUUUUGUUCUUCGUCUUAUGUGUGUUUCUAUGUAUUAGCUGUCAGUGUAACGCAAAUUAGUUUUAGUUUGAUCUAAAAGAUUUUCAAACAAUUUAUUUUAAUGAUUUUUUGUAAAGAAAAUAACACACAGUUGUUGAUACUGUUCACUAAAGUACUAAAAAACUUAUUUUUUCUAAAAUGUUCUUGUCUAAUUCGGAUCUCUUGUAAAACGCUUUUUUAUUAACGUAAUUUUAUCUCAACUGUAAUAUUACAUUCCAGUAAAAAACAUUAUUUUAGGUCUGGAAGCCAUUUUGUAAUUAAUUUAUUUCAAUACAAUUAUGCUAUGGGUUCACAAAACUUUAAUUUCCAAUAUAAUUCUGAUAAUUCAUGUACAUUUUUUAACAUAACUUUUUUUUUUGUAAAAAAGGAAAACUUCUAAUACUUUUUCUCACAGACAACCCAAGCUAAUUGUACCUUUUUGGUAAUCCUUAGAUUAUGGCUAGGCUAUUCGCUAUAACCUUAGUACCUAAUAUAAGACUAAUUAAAAUUAAAAGUAAAAUCUGAUUAAGCUUAGAUUUAAGUUAAUUAUUGUAACAGUAAGAAACACAUGGACACAUUAGUUUGUAAGGAAAUGAAUAGAACAAUGCCCACACUAGAUGUUUAGGAAAAGGCCCAUCUUAGAUGAUAAGAGGAAAUAUACUAUUUUGUCAAUCUGAA